Messenger RNA from Octopus sinensis (East Asian common octopus), 2726 nucleotides. RefSeq names its product zinc finger protein 271-like. The coding region runs from base 739 to 2439 and encodes 566 amino acids. Gene Ontology annotation, molecular function: DNA-binding transcription factor activity, RNA polymerase II-specific; RNA polymerase II cis-regulatory region sequence-specific DNA binding. The transcript has 3 exons. Gene Ontology annotation, biological process: negative regulation of transcription by RNA polymerase II; regulation of cytokine production; regulation of immune system process. Lineage: Eukaryota; Metazoa; Mollusca; Cephalopoda; Octopoda; Octopodidae. The record is from RefSeq and is a predicted model, not a curated record.
UCAAACGAGGGGGAAAUUAUCAACGACACCGUCUCCUUGUGUUGCUAAUUAUUUGUGUGAAUCUAAUUACAUGAUGUGUAGUAAUUAUCUCGUGGUAAGGCGAACGUUAAAGUUUGUGGAUAAGAUAGGGCGAUCUAGAUGCUUCGGGUCGCUGGUCCAUCACCUUCGUGAUUAAAUGUUUCGUUUGAUCACAACUUUAAUUGGUUUUUAAUCAGCAACUAAUCAAUCCAUGAACUUUUCUCAUCCCUCAAGCUGAAAACAUUUAUUCUAUUGUUAUAUUAUUCGGUUAUUCCUCGGAAGCAAUCCUCAUUUAUUGGACAAUACUUGUACCUGUCUAUGCAUAUACACACUUAUUUAUCGAGUAAAAUAUUAUAUACACACUCACACACUUAUUUUCUUGGUUCGUCAUCGCUGUUAGACAUUCAUAUAUUUUCAUGCUUUUGAGUAAUGCUAAAUGGUCGCUUCAUUACAGCAUCUCUCAAAUUUCGCCGAGGUGCUACAGUCAUUCCUUUAAUUUCUAAUUAGGAAAUAGAAAGUCUUUGUCUACAUCGAUAUGUGAACCACAUGGAAUUGACCCAGUCAGCAAUAAAACAUUUUACUGGUGAGUAGAAAAUAUAUCUACGUUACAUCUGUUCCUUACAUGUAAACAUAGGCCUGUGAUAUCUAAGACAAGAAACUGAACCAUUGGAGAUUGACUCACAGACAUUUGUCAGCUUUAAGAAUUGUUCAAGAAUUGAUAUGGAGAACGUUGAUGAUUUGGAUAUUUCUAGCACAACUGUUAUUAACAAUAUAGAUACAGUUAGAGAGACAGACGGGGAUGAGAAAGUUGUAGAGAAAAAUGUUCCUGAAUAUUUCUGUGAGAUUUGUAGGAAGAUAUUCUCUUCAGAAGAGGAGGUCAUCUCGCACAGAGAAAUACACAAGAAGGAAGAACAGUUCCAUUGUGAUAUUUGUGAGAAAUAUUUUGUUUCUAAAAGUAAAUUAACAAAACAUACCAGAAUCCACAAUGGAGAGAAACCUUUCCGCUGUGAAAUCUGUGGCAAAUCAUUCUCUGAUAAUUCUAAUCUUGGAGUUCAUAUGAGAGUCCACACAGGGGAAAAACCGUAUAGUUGUGAAAUAUGUGGGAAGUGCUUCUCUGAAAAUUCCAACCUUGGAGUUCACAGAAGAAUUCACACAGGUGAGAAACCUUUUCAUUGUGAAAUCUGUGGGGAAUCAUUCGUCUAUAAGAGGAAUUUAACAAAACAUAGACGAAUGCACAGUGGAGGAAAACCGUUUUAUUGUGAAAUGUGUGAAAAGUGUUUUGUUGAUAAUAGCGAUUUAGCAGCACACAGAAGAAAGCAUAUUAAAGAGAAACUGUUUAAAUGUGAAAUCUGUGGGAAAUCAUUUCUUAAUAAUUCUCGUCUUGUAGUCCACAAACGUAGCCACACUGGAGAAAAACCUUAUUGCUGUGAAAUCUGCGGAAAGUCCUUUGUUGAUAAUAGUUAUGUAAACAGACACAAACGAAUCCACUCUGGAGAUAAACCUUUCCACUGUGAAAUCUGUGGGAAAUGUUUUAUUACUAACAGUCACUUAAAAACUCAUAAAAUUAGUCACACUGGGGAAAAGCCAUUUCACUGUGAAAUCUGUGGUAAAUCAUUCUCUGACAGUAAAAUCUUAAGAAGACACGAACGUAUUCACACAGGAGAGAGACCGUAUCAUUGUGUUACCUGUGGCAAAUCAUUCUCUGGAAUUAGCGACUUGACUACACACCAACGUAUUCAUUCAGGUGAAAAACCAUUUCACUGUGACACCUGUGGUAAAUCAUUCUCUGAUAACUCAAACUUAACUAAACACAAACGCAUUCACACAGGAGAAAAACCAUAUAAUUGUGAUGUCUGUGGUAAAUCAUUCUCUGCAAGUAGCACCUUAAUUAAACAUAUACGUAUCCACACAGGAGAGAAACCAUAUGAAUGUGAUAUCUGCGGACAGGCAUUCACUGAGGAUGGUCAAUUAAAAAGUCACAGGCGUAUUCACACAGGUGAGAGACCAUAUCAGUGUGAUAUCUGUAGUAAAUCAUUCUCUGUAAGUAGUACCUUAACUAAACAUAUACGUAUCCACACAGGAGAGAAACCAUGUGAAUGUGAUAUUUGCGGGAAAGCAUUCACUGAGGAUGGUCAAUUAAGAAGACACAGGCGUAUUCACACAGGAGAGAGGCCAUAUCAGUGUGAUAUCUGUAGUAAAUCAUUUGCUGGAAUUUCUGACUUGAAUACACACAAACGUAUUCAUACAAGGGAGAAACCAUAUCAGUGUGAUAUCUGUAGCAAAUCAUUCUCUGCCAACUCUAGCUUCAUUCGACACAAACGUGUUCAUACAGGUGAGAAGCCACAUCGCUGUGAUAUCUGUGGCAAAGCCUUCUCUCAAAACAGUGAUUUAACUAAACACAAAGGUAUUCACACAGUGUGAUAAAUCUGUGGUAAAUCAUUCUCUGGAAUUACUGACUUGACUACAGACAAACGUUUUCAUACAGGUGAGGAGCCAUUUUACUGUGAUACCUGUGGUAAAUCCUCUGACAACCCCGAACUUAACACGACACCAACGUAUUCAUUCAGGGGAGAGACUAUAUCACUGUAGUAUCUGGGGUUAAACAUUCUCUCGGAGAAGUAACUUAACUACACAUGCAUCUGUCCAUGUAAAAGUGUGAUUGCAUCAUUGUCAAACAUCGUUAAAACACCCAACAACAAUUAAUAUUU